This is a messenger RNA of Dendrobium catenatum, 737 nucleotides long. RefSeq lists its product as uncharacterized. The record is from RefSeq and is a predicted model, not a curated record. Bases 14 to 592 code for a protein of 192 amino acids. Lineage: Eukaryota; Viridiplantae; Streptophyta; Magnoliopsida; Asparagales; Orchidaceae. The transcript has a single exon.
CAAACGAUCGCAAAUGGGCUCCUGUUUCUCCUCCUCCUGCUCCGCCGCUUCCACCACCGGCCGGUCUCCCACCGCCAAAGUUAUCAACGCUGACGGCUUACUCAUAGAGUACUCUCAGCCCGUCCAAGUAUCCCAUGUCCUCGGUCUCAACCACCGCGCCUUCUUCCUCAGCAACGCCGACGGACUCUUCUACGGCCACCACAUUCAUGCUUUGGACGACAACCGUUACAUCGAGCUCGGAAAGCUCUACUUUCUUCUGCCGGCAAAGAGGCUGAACCAUCCUUUGACGGCGGCGGAGAUGGCGGCGUUGGCUGUAAGUGCAAACUCUGCACUAGCCGACGCAGCUUUGAUGAGGAAGAAGAAAAGCAAUUCUAGGAGGCGGAGGAAGGGUGUUCAGGUUUUGCCUGUUGUUACGGCGUUGGAUUCUGAUGGGUAUGAGAGUUUUAAUGAGAUCAGUGUUGGAAAUUGGAAAACAGAGAAGGGUUGGAGGAAGAGUGAUGAAGUGAAGCAGAGGGCUUUGAGGGGAGGGGAGAGUGCCGUUAAGAGGCAUUUCCGGCCAAGUUUAGACUCUAUUGAGGAAGUUUACGAGUAAUUCUACACAUUUGUUUCUUCGGUUCUUCCGAAUCAGUUUAAUCCCUGUCGCUAAUUAAGGAGAAAUUAUUGAUUUUUCCCCUGUACAGAUUUGAUGAAUUGGAUUGUGUUUCUGUUUAAUUUGGAAUGUUGCUGAAAAAAUUUAU